Messenger RNA from Onthophagus taurus, 607 nucleotides. Its product is annotated as BLOC-1-related complex subunit 8 homolog. NCBI's taxonomy places the organism in Eukaryota, Metazoa, Arthropoda, Insecta, Coleoptera, Scarabaeidae. Gene Ontology annotation, cellular component: BORC complex. The record is from RefSeq and is a predicted model, not a curated record.
UUUUUAUUUACAAUCAUUUGACAGGUAGUUAAAGAUGUGAAAAGUUGAAUUAAAAUUACAAAGAAAAUGGCAUACAGCCGGGAUAAUAAAUUAGAAGUGAAAGUGAAAAAAGCCACUGAACGCAUAUCAGAAAAUAUGCAUAUUGUGGCCAAUGAGCCCUCUUUGGCAUUCUAUCGGCUGCAAGAGCAUGUAAGGAAAGCUAUAAAUCCUAUGGUGGAUCGCCGAAUGGAAGUUACCAAACUAUAUCAUGAGUUACAAGGAAGGUGUUAUGAUAUGGAAUACGCAAUUGGAGCAAUAAAAGCAAUGGAUAAAGCUGAAAAUAGCUUCAAGUUUAUCCAGGAUAAUUUAAUACAUUCCAUAUUUUUAAAGCAACAAUUGAAAUAUGAAGAAUCCAGAAGGAAGAAACCUGAUAGCGGUUCUGUUUAUAAACGAUUGUCCGCUCAUAUUACUAUAGAUUUACCUGAACUUCCUGAAUUUUCAGAUGUUGUUCGAGAAACAGCUAAUAGGGUUGAAUCUAUAAUGAAAGCAUCACAUUCAUAAUUUAUAUGUGCAUACAUUUAUUAUCUGUGAUUCAUUCUAAUAAUAAAUACUAUUAAUAAAUACUAAA